Ipomoea nil (Japanese morning glory) is the source of this 2352-nucleotide messenger RNA. Its product is annotated as wall-associated receptor kinase 2-like. Gene Ontology annotation, molecular function: ATP binding; protein serine/threonine kinase activity; calcium ion binding. Lineage: Eukaryota; Viridiplantae; Streptophyta; Magnoliopsida; Solanales; Convolvulaceae. Bases 46 to 2301 code for a protein of 751 amino acids. The record is from RefSeq and is a predicted model, not a curated record. Gene Ontology annotation, biological process: cell surface receptor signaling pathway; protein phosphorylation. Gene Ontology annotation, cellular component: plasma membrane. The transcript is spliced from 5 exons.
AAUCAUCAAGUUCUCUAAUCUUCAUGCUUAAUUAGAACAACAACCAUGUCUCCUCCUCUUCUAAUAUCCAUCUCCUUCUUGUUGCUUAUUCAUCUGACAUCCACGCAGGCUUCAUCAUCUGUUCAGAUGGCGAAGCCCGGCUGUCAGAAAAAAUGCGGAAACCUAACCAUACCUUAUCCGUUCGGGAUCGGAAAAGGCUGCUACCUCGACGACGAGUUCGAGGUCACAUGCAACAAGUCCACUCAUCUCGCAUCUUUGUCGUUGGUCGGAGGAUUAAUAUUAAACAUAUACGACAUCUCCACAGAAUACGUCUCCAUCGAAGCCGUUAACUUGCCGUUUCUGUUCAACCGAUCCACCGGAGAAAACCUCGACGGAUCUCUCCUCGGCAGCGACCUCCUACCCAGUAAACACUACAACUUUUCCUCCGCGAAGAACAAGCUGGUCGCCAUGGGCUGCGAUGUUUUCGCGUACAUUAAAGACCGGAGCAGCGGCGAAGUCAUAAGCGAGUGCGCGUCGUUCUGCAGAGACCACGACAACUCGAGUCCUCUUGGGCCUACAUCUUGCUCUAGCGGUCGUGGCGGCUGCUGCCAGUCGCUUAACAUUUCGGGGCCGAUGACGAAUUUCAGCGCGAUGAUGCACACGAUGAACACCUUGGAUAGGUCUUGGGUGGGGAGAGGGUGCAACUUUCUUCUCAUUGUGGACAGGGAUUUCUCCGACUAUGGGAGAAUCAACGUCUCCGACUGUGACCGGAGUUACAAGCUGCCGAUGGUGCUGGAUUGGACGGUAUCGGAUCGGAGCUGCGGCGAAGCAGGAACGACGACGAUCUGCGGUUUCAACAGUGAUUGUGUGAACCGUAGUGGAAGACGAGGGUAUUCUUGUCAUUGCAAGGCGGGGUACGAGGGCAACCCAUAUCUUCAAAGUGGAUGUCAAGAUAUCAAUGAGUGUGAAGGGAGAGAUGGCGCAAAGCACAAUUGCUCCAAGAAUGCUUACUGCGUUAACACUCCGGGCAGCUAUUCUUGCAACUGCCUUUCAGGCUAUCACGACACCACCGACGGAUGCAUACUUGACCAACAUAGACGCACCUGGAUUUUGUACCUAUGUUUAGGUAUUGGACUCUCCAUUGGUUUUCUGGCAAUGAUAGUUCUUGGCUUUUGGCUCCACAAAGAACUAAAGAGGAGGAAACAAGCAAAAGUAAAGAAAGAAUUCUUCAGGAAGAAUGGUGGGUUGUUGUUGGAGCAACAGAUAUCUUUCAACAAAGGGAGUGUAGCAGAUACCCAAGUGUUUACCAUUGACGAACUGGAAAAAGCAACUGAUAAUUUCAAUGUCGGUCGAAUUCUGGGUAAAGGAGGACUUGGUACCGUAUACAAAGGAAUGUUGUCGGAUGGAAGCAUAGUGGCCUUAAAGAAGCCAAACCAAUUGGAUGAGAAUCAGAUAGAUCAGUUCAUUAAUGAAAUCUUCAUCCUCUCUCAAAUCAACCACAGAAACAUUGUUAAAGUCCUAGGUUGUUGCUUGGAGGUGCAAAUUCCAAUGGUUGUCUAUGAAUACGUACCUAAUGGUAACCUGUCGUACUACCUUCAUGGUCGUGGCCAUACUGAUCAGAAGAGAAGCCUAUCAUGGAUGGAUCGCCACCGAAUCGCCACAGAAGUUGCAGGCGCACUUGCAUACCUACAUUCGUGCGCUUCGAUGGCGAUCUUCCACAGAGACAUUAAGUCGAGCAACAUCUUACUGGACGAAAAUUUCAGGGCGGUGGUGUCCGACUUCGGGCUAUCGAAGUCGGUGCCCGUGGACAAGACCCACCUAACUACAACAGUAGGAGGAACAUUCGGUUAUCUCGACCCAGAAUACUUUAGGUCGGGCCAACUCAACGACAAGAGCGACGUUUACGGCUUCGGGGUCGUCCUGGCCGAGCUCCUGACAGGCCGGAAGGUUAUCCCGACGGAUAAAAACGAUGAAUGUCUGGUGAGCCGGUUUGUGUCACUGACAAAACAGGACCGGGCGUUUGAAAUCUUGGAUAAGCAGAUUGUGGAGGAAGGUGAAGAGGAAGAGAUCAUGGCGGUGGUUAAGAUCGCGAGGAAAUGUCUGAAAUGGAGCUCGAGAAAACGGCCGGGCAUGAAGGAAGUUGCGGCGGAGCUUGAUCGGUUGAGGAAGACGAUGGGAAAGGGUGGUGAAGUUACUCCGGUCCGGAGCAUGGGAGAUGAUUACUGCUCAUUUAACUAUUCUUUUGAGACUUGUGCCGCCAUGGAUGAUAGCACUCAAGAAUCAAUAUACAGUGUAGAUGCUGCUUCCAGCUUCUUGAAGUAAAAAUAUGUAUGUAUGUAUAUGUAUCCUCUAAUCUCUAUAUUUUCCACUUUU